Messenger RNA from Sycon ciliatum, 5514 nucleotides. RefSeq lists its product as uncharacterized. The transcript has a single exon. Bases 1 to 5514 code for a protein of 1837 amino acids. Lineage: Eukaryota; Metazoa; Porifera; Calcarea; Leucosolenida; Sycettidae. Gene Ontology annotation, biological process: proteolysis; DNA integration. Gene Ontology annotation, molecular function: zinc ion binding; aspartic-type endopeptidase activity; nucleic acid binding. The record is from RefSeq and is a predicted model, not a curated record.
AUGGGCGACACAAGAUUGCCGACGGCUAUCCAGACGAGCAAGCGUGCUCUCAAGCUCCUGUAUGAAGAGCUGCAGGAGGAGACGACAGUCGGCGAAGAUCUGCUAGCAGGAACCAAACCCGUCAACCAGAUAAGUCCGUUUCUUUGUGGUUUAAAGGAAUUGUUGGAAAGAACGGAAGCUAACUUGGAUGAUUUUGUUGAGAAUGUGGAGGUAUAUGAGCCAAAGGGUAAAGAAAACAAAGAAAUUAAGAAUGGCUUGGAGGAUGAGGCUGGGUUAUGGACAGAGACACUAGAGAAGGGUUUCAAACUCCAGAGAAAAUUGAGAAAAAUGGAAUUGGAGUCAGGCGUCCAGCCUACAAUGCAGACAGACUCUACCUUGCUUGAGAUUACGAAAUUGAUUGGGACGCAAGCUAACACCCAAGAGUCAACCCAAAAUCUUCUAAAGAGAUUGGUAGAGCGGGAUACUAGACCCAUAGUAGAGCAGGAUACUAGAACCGAAUCGAAGCCCCAGACAACUGCCAGAUUACCCAAAUUGGAGCUAAAGCAUUUUGAUGGGGACAUAAUGGAGUUCCAAGAGUUUUGGAACAUUUUCGAUGCUACUAUUCAUGACAACUCCUCCUUGUCACCAGUUGAAAAAUUGAGCUAUCUCCGUGAAUGUGUGGGAGGGAAAGCACAAGACGUGCUGAAAGGUUUAAGAAUCUGUAAUGCAAAUUAUGAAGUUGCCCGGGAUCUGCUUGAGAAGAGGUACGGGAGUAAGCAAGCUACGGUGGAUGCCCACUACACUGCCUUAAUGGAGAUGUCGGCCUGCACCUCAAAAAUCGAAAGUUUGAGGUCUUGUGUUGACAAAAUUGAAGUGCACCUCAGGAGCCUUGAAGCACAGGAUGAGGAUGUAUCGCAAAAGGUGUUCAUUACAAUAAUCUUGAGCAAGCUCCCCAGUGAUGUGAAAUUACAACUUGAGCUCACCAAACAGCACGAUGAAUGGACAAUUAGUGAGUUGCGUUUGGCACUAUCGCACUUACUAAAGGCAAAAGAGAAUGCAGAAGGACCAGCCGCAUGCAAAGGUCAACAAUCAUGGCAACAUGCCAAUCACUCAAAGAAGAUACUAUCAACAGGGCAGUCUCUACUUGCGGGUGCUGGUGUAGCUCGUACUAUCAAAUGUAUGUAUUGUGAUGGAAAGCAUUACUCUGAUGAAUGUCAAAUGUACAAAUCGCUAGAUGAACGGAAAACACGGUUGGGUAUGAAAUGCUACAUCUGUCUGAAAGCGGGACAUGGAGCAAGAGCUUGCAUGAAUGCUAGAACAUGCUACCAUUGCAAACGCAAAUCCCACCACAGAAGUCUGUGUCCACAGAAGUUCAAGUCAAAUGAAGAGCGAAAAAAUGAUGGGAAGCAUCAUGGUGAUGGACAAAAACAGGCACACACUUUGAAUGCAAUGGCAGAGACAUUUGAACCAACACAAGAUGAGGCAAUGGUUUCUCACACACAAGGGCACAGGGUUCUAAUGCAAACUGCUUUGACUACUGCAACAAAUGAGGAAGGCAACAGGUCACAGACUGUAAGGAUCUUGUUUGACACGGGUUCAUCGAGAACAUACGUCAGUGAGAAUGUCAGCAAAGCAUUGGGACUCAAACAAGAGGGAAGUGACAGAAUUUCACUUGCAACCUUUGGUGCAACACACAGAUCGGUAAAGGAAUACCCUGUAGUCAAUUUGCACAUCAAGCAGAAGAAUGGUGAAUUAGCUUCCAUACAGGCAAAUGUUAUCAACAACAUUUCGUGUCCACUACAGAAAGUACCUUUGAGCACAGCAAAGCACUCUAGCUUACAGAAGCUUAUCUUAGCAGAGCCUCUAUGCAAUACACCUGAAGCAAUGCCUAUUGAUAUCUUAAUUGGAGCAGACCAAUACUUUCAAUUUGUUGGCAGCGAAAGAUUGGAAUACCCAGAUGGUCUCAUUUUGAUCGAUUCCACUCUUGGGUUUUUGGUGGCAGGCAAGGUGAAAUCGAACGGAAAUGGUGAUCACACACUAAUGUGCCAUGAGGCGCUCUCGUUAGUUGCGGCAGAAGCAUGUGCACCGAAAGAAUUCGACUUGGAACGUUUUUGGAAUCUUGAAAAUGUUGGCAUCAGUGAGAAAGAAAUGGAAACGGAAGACGACACUGCGCUAGAAUCAUUCAAGAACAGUGUGCGCUUUGUAAAUGGGCGGUAUUUUGUCUCCUGGCCUUGGAAACAUGAAGAUCACAACAUACCGGAAAACUUACAACUCGCCAGUGGCAGAUUGCGUGCACUCGUAAAACGUCUUCCCACCGACGUACUUACAACCUACCACCACACAAUUCAAGAGCAAUUGGCAAGCGGAGUGAUUGAAAUGGUCGACACAUCAAAGGAGCCUGAGGGCACUGUGCAUUAUAUCCCGCAUCACUGCGUGAUAAAAUCCACUAGCGAGUCGACCAAAAUGAGAAUCGUUUAUGACGCGUCCGCAAAGGCUAACAAGCAAAGCCACAGUUUGAAUGAAUCACUGUAUCGCGGUCCCGUCAUGUUGCCCGACUUGUGUGGCAUACUGCUGCGGUUCAGGAUGUCACCGGUAGCCAUCUCUAGCGACGUAGAGAAGGCUUUCUUACAGAUCGGCCUAAACCAACCAGAUCGGGAGUGUACGCGAUUUUUGUGGGUCGCGGAUCCAACCAAACCAGCAACCGGCGAGAACCUGGUAACUUUUCGUUUUUGUCGUGUACCUUUCGGAGUAGUAGCAAGUCCUUUUCUUCUCUCCGCAACGAUCCAACACCAUUUGUCAGAAACACAGCCAGCUACGGCUGAUGAGGUCACCCGAAACAUCUACGUCGAUAAUGUACUUGGUAGUGCAGAAGAUACGGAAUCAGCGCAGCAGUACUACAAGCAGCAGAAGCAGAUUUUCAACGAAGCUUCGAUGAAUCUACGACAAUGGGCAUCCAACGACCACGAGUUCAUCUCUUCACUGCCGGAGAAUGAUCAAGUCAAAGGUAACUGCACGAAAGUUCUAGGCAUGGGCUGGGAUACCCAGGAUGACGUAAUUUGGGUACCACCGCCAAGGGCAUUUCAUGAGAUCGAAACAAAACGUCAGCUACUACAAUGUAUUUCGUCAGUAUUCGACCCAAUGGGUGUAGUCAGUCCUGUCACGGUUGAGGCGAAAAUCAUCAUGCAGGAGCUUUGGAAGAGAAAAUUUGGGUGGGAUGAUAUCUUACCAGAUGAUGUACGCAAAGAAUGCCAGAAAUUGUGUGAUUCACUGCUGUCACUUAGUGGAAUAAAAUUGCCAAGGUUUGUGGGUACUCGAACUGAUGACGGUUCAACUCCCAAGUAUGAACUACACGUUUUUACUGACGCAUCCGCACAUGCGUAUGGUGCAGCUGCGUACCUACUCACUACUUGUGGCGAUAAUGUUUCAGUGGACCUGAUAUUUAGCAAGAGUCGCAUUGCGCCAACCAAGCCCACAUCCAUUCCUAGGUUGGAACUCUUUGCUGUAGUACUUGGUACAAAGAUGGUCAAAUUUCUUAGAGAGCAAGUACCAUUCGAGCUCAGCAAGACGCACAUAUGGACCGACUCAAAAUGUGCACUAGCAUGGGUAACUGGAAAUCAACAGCGGCCGCAAUUUAUUGCAAGAAGAAUUAGAACCAUUCACGAGGUGAAUAAUGUCAUGUACGGUCAUGUUUCUGGGAAAGAAAAUCCAGCUGAUAUUGUUUCUCGAGGAGCUAAUGCAACGAGUUUACAGCAGAACACCUUGUGGUGGGAGGGUCCAACGUGGUUGAAGUCUGGUUCCUAUCCAGAAAGUAUGUUUCCAGCAAUGCAAGCGACGGGAAGUGAAAUGCCAAUUUGUGAGGAAAAUGCGGACGAAGGUCCCUCUCCCGAAUCGGCCUUUGUUAGCAAUGAACACAAUGAGGUAGUCAACUGUGAGAAGUUCUCCUCGUUUUCUAAGCUUGUGAGAGUGAACGCAUGGGUACAACGAUUCAUACGGAAACUCAAACACGAAAAGUCGGAAAGUGAAACGAAUCUCACAGCUGAAGAAAUCGCAAUGUCAAGAGUAGCUAUCAUUCGGUAUCAUCAAGCUCAGCACUUUGGAAAUGAAAUCAAGGCAAUAGAACAAGGCAAGCGACAUCAGCUCGUCGAUGCUUUGGGUCUCUUCCUUGAUAAUGGUUUAAUCCGAUGUAAGGGUAGACUGGAGUAUUCUCACCUACCAUUCGAAAGUAAAUUUCCUCUAUUGCUAGCUUAUGGUUCACACUUAACGAGGUUAAUUGUAAUGGAACAGCACAUCUCACUUAAACAUUCGGGUGUUAGUCAGACAUUGGCUGAAUUGAGACGGAAUUACUGGGUGCCUAAAGGUCGAGCAAUGGUUAGACGGGUGAUUAAGGAAUGUCUUUUGUGCAAACGCCAUCAUGGAAAGCCAUUUGCAACACCACCAUUUGCACCUUUGCCUGAGGAACGGCUUGUCCCUGGGAGGGUGUUCGAAUCUGUUGGUCUUGAUUACUUUGGGCCAAUGUAUGUGAAAACGGAAACUGAAACAGCUAAAGUGUGGGUAUGCAUCCUCACUUGCCUAACUACCAGAGCUAUUCAUAUGGAAUUAGUUCGCAAUAUGUCUACUGAGCAAUUCCUAAUGUGUUUCAGACGGUUCAUCUCACGGAGAGGUACACCGAAGUACAUAGUAAGUGAUAAUGCCAAGCAAUUCAAGCUGUCUAAGAAUGUUAUUGAUCUUCUCUGGCUUGAGUCAAUUCAACAUAAUGAUGUAAUGGAAUUCAUUGCGGGAAAAGGUAUUAAAUGGAAAUACAUCACUGAGUUAGCUCCUUGGAUGGGUGGUGUUUACGAACGCAUGAUUGGUAUUGUGAAACGAUCUCUGAAGAAAUCAAUUGGAACUGGACAGCUUACAUUCUGUCAACUUGAAACUUUGCUAAUUGAAAUUGAGGCAAUUGUCAAUUCUAGACCACUGGUAUACGUUGGUGAGGACUUCACAAUCGAUCAUGUUCUCACGCCUGCCAAUUUCUUAACUGGGCAUAGUUCUCUUGGUCAGCCUAACUUUGUCAUUACAGAUGACCCUGACUACAUCACACAUGUCAGUAAUGCUCAACAACUCGUCAACCUGUGGAAACAGCAGCAGAAAUGUCUCAACAUUUUCUGGGAGAAGUGGUCGGCAGAGUAUUUGCAGUCGCUACGACCACAACAACACAGUCAACAAAAUUCCAAUAGCUUCAAGCCAAGUGUGAACUGCAUUGUUCUGAUCAAGGAUGUUGAUCGGCCGCGCAGCUGCUGGAAAAUAGGAAGAAUCGCGCAGCUACACCAAAGCACAGACGGCGAAGUGCGAUCAGUGACGCUACGUAUGCCAUCUGGGAGUUCCAUGAACCGGCCGGUAAGCCAUCUCUAUCCAUUAGAGUGUUCAUCAGGCGAAGUAACCACUGCAGAAGUGACAGAGCCUGCAAUUGCGCCACUGCCUGAACGCCCGCGACGCAAUGCAGCAACAGCAGCUACAAUGCGCACCCGUGAUCUGAUCGAAGAUGGACAAGUAUAG